Molecule: messenger RNA, 2277 nt
Organism: Anopheles marshallii
Lineage: Eukaryota; Metazoa; Arthropoda; Insecta; Diptera; Culicidae
Product: semaphorin-2A-like
Exons: 13
Coding region: 1-2277 (758 amino acids)
Biological process (GO): semaphorin-plexin signaling pathway; negative chemotaxis; negative regulation of axon extension involved in axon guidance
Molecular function (GO): semaphorin receptor binding; chemorepellent activity
Source: RefSeq, a predicted model, not a curated record
AUGGUUGGAAAUCCGAGAAACAUUACCACAAUGUUACCAACAUCAUCAUACCCAUCCUUAGCAGCAUCGGUACCGGUGGUCGGACAGGGCGCAACGUGCACGGGAACACCGACCAGACCGAGAAUGCUGCUGGUCAUGGUGUCUACUGCCGUGCUGUUGCUACUGCUGCUUCCGGGCGUAGUGCUGGGAGAUUAUGAAAAUACAUGGAACUCCUACUACGAGCAACCGUGCUGCGGUGGCACCACCAAUGGGCCCUUCCAUCUGCGCCACCACGGAGAUCACGUACGGGAGUUCCAGUGCGGCAAAUUCUACUACCGAACAUUCUACAUGGAUGAGGACCGGGACACGCUGUACGUCGGUGCCAUGAACCGAGUGUACAAACUAAAUUUGAAAAAUAUUAGCAUGACAUCAUGCGAGAAAGACUCCAUGCUACUCGAUCCCACCGGAGCGGACAUCCGGAACUGUGUGUCACGUGGCAAAAGUGAGAUGUUUGAUUGCAAAAAUCACAUUCGAGUCAUUCAGCCAAUGGACAAUGGAACGAGGCUCUACAUUUGUGGCACGAACGCUCACAGCCCAAAGGAUGUUGUAAUAUUUCGAAACUUAACUCACUUGCCACGGUCAGAGUAUGUACCCGGGGUCGGCCUCGGUGUUGCCAAGUGUCCCUACGAUCCCAUCGACAACUCGACCGCCAUCUACGUGCACGAAGGCAAUCCCGGUGGUCUACCGGCACUGUACUCCGGUACGAAUGCCGAGUUCACCAAGGCGGAUACGGUCAUAUUCCGGGCGGAUCUGUACGAGAUGUCCUCCGGGAAGAAGAUGUACAACUUCAAGCGUACGCUCAAGUACGACUCCAAGUGGCUGGAUAAGCCCAACUUUGUCGGAUCGUUCGAUAUCGGUGAGUACGUGUACUUCUUUUUCCGUGAAAUAGCGGUCGAGUACAUCAACUGCGGCAAGGCGGUGUACUCGCGGGUGGCACGCGUCUGCAAGAAGGACACCGGUGGCAAAAACAUCCUCAACCAGAACUGGGCGACCUAUUUGAAGGCGCGGCUGAACUGCAGCAUAUCGGGUGAAUUUCCGUUUUACUUUAACGAGAUCCAGGACGUGUACCAGAUGCCAACGGAUAAGACGCGAUUCUACGCUACCUUCACGACCAGCACGAACGGGUUGGUGGGAUCGGCCGUGUGUAGUUUUAGCUUGGGAGAAAUCCAUUCCGCGUUCGCCGGUAAAUUCAAAGAACAAGCAACGUCCAACUCCGCCUGGCUACCGGUGAUGAGUUCCAAGAUACCUGAACCCCGACCUGGAACAUGUGUGGAGGAUACAACCACACUACCGGACGCUGUACUUAACUUCAUCCGAUCACACCCACUGAUGGAUCGUGCGAUCACCCAUGACUAUGGUAAUCCUGUCUUUUACAAGCGGGAUCUCAUCCUCACGAAGCUGGUCGUUGACAAGAUUAGUAUCGACAUCCUUAACCAGGAGUAUUUGGUGUACUAUCUGGCGACGAACGAGGGUCGCAUCUACAAAGUGGUACAGUACUUCCACGAUGGACAAUCACGGGCAAAACUGUUGGACAUUUUCGAUGUGGCACCUAAUGAAGCGAUUCAGGUGAUGCGGCUUAGUCAGCGGUACAAGUCGCUGUACAUUGGCACCGAUUCGCGCAUCAAGCAGAUCGAUCUGGUUAUGUGUAAUCGACGGUAUGAUAGCUGCUACCGGUGUGUACAGGAUCCGUACUGUGGCUGGGAUCGCGACAGUGGUAGCUGUAGACCAUAUCAACUAGGAUUCCUUCAGGAUGUUGGCAACCGGACGUCGGACAUUUGUGACACGAACGUGAUGCGGAAGAAAAUUAUCGUCACCUUCGGGCAGAGCGUACAUCUCGGGUGUUUCGCACGGGUACCGGAAAUCCUGAAGCACCAACCGGUCACCUGGUACCAUCAUUCGAAGGAGCGUGGCCGGUACGAGGUACGGUACAGCGUUACCAAGCACAUCGAAACGUCCGAAGGUGGGCUGGUGGUGAUUGCGAUCAACGAAGCGGACAGUGGCCGGUACGAUUGUUAUAUCGGCGGUUCGCUACUGUGCAGCUUCAGUCUGGUUGUGGAUGCUCAUCGGUGUACGGCUCCGAGCAAGGGUAACGAUUAUCAAAAAAUCUACUCCGAUUGGUGCCACGAGUUCGAACGAUACAAAUCCGCCUUGAAGCGAUGGGAAGCGAAGCAAUCGCAAUGCUCAACAAACCCAAAGGACAAUGAGUUGGACCUGUACCAAGGCAACGGAAACGUUUGA